AUGUCGUCCACCGUUGCAUUGCCGGCCACCAGCAAUUGCAAAGCAGCAACGGUGUACGACAUUCUUCGGGAAUUCAACCUCCCUAUAGGCCUCCUUCCAGAUUGUGCUGUGGAUUGCAAGCUGGAUCGAGGCAAGGGAAAAUUGGAGGUUCAUUUGAAAGGAUCAUGCCAUUUCUCACUGCAGGAGCCGUAUGAAUUGAAAUACAAAUCCACGGUUAGUGGGCACAUCUCAGGGAAUAAACUGACGAAUCUGAAGGGCGUUAGUGUGAAGUUCAUGUUCUUCUGGGUCAACAUUGUGGAGGUGGUGAGAAAUGGCGACGAUCUGCAGUUCUCGGUCGGGAUGACUACAGCGUCGUUUCCUGUGGAUAUUUUCACCGUGUGCCCGCAGGGUGGGUGCGGAGUCGAUUGUAAGGAUGGAAAACUGAGAAAAAUUAAAGCCAAAUCCCUUGUUUCUUCGGCUUGA
Cucurbita moschata (crookneck pumpkin) is the source of this 462-nucleotide messenger RNA. RefSeq lists its product as uncharacterized. The transcript has a single exon. The coding region runs from base 1 to 462 and encodes 153 amino acids. NCBI's taxonomy places the organism in Eukaryota, Viridiplantae, Streptophyta, Magnoliopsida, Cucurbitales, Cucurbitaceae. The record is from RefSeq and is a predicted model, not a curated record.